Neolamprologus brichardi is the source of this 3444-nucleotide messenger RNA. Lineage: Eukaryota; Metazoa; Chordata; Actinopteri; Cichliformes; Cichlidae. The record is from RefSeq and is a predicted model, not a curated record.
AUUAUCAUCAGGGUGUUACUACAUGCGACCCAGUAAGAGGUAACCACCCGGGCCUCGCUCGCUCGGAGCUGGUUUAGUUUCGGUUUUGUGCUCGGGGGUUUUCACCGGUUGGUAUGAUGUGUCUGCCCGGCGCUCACUGGCUUCCUCAUCCGCCCGGCCCCUGCUGCCGCCGCGGGGACGUGACUGUGAGCUGUGCUUCCGAGCAGCGAGCGUCGAGGAGCAUGUGGUAAACUUUGGACCGCUUGCGUAGUUGUUUUUGUUUUACGGUUGCGGAAGACUGAAGGGGAGCUGCCGCCGCUGUCGCUGCUGGAAGCGAAACUUUAACGCCACGGAUCGAGCUCACUAUGUUCGACCGUCUGUCACCAAUUUAAGAAGAAAGGAUGGAUGACGAGAGAAGCGACGGAGGCGGAGGAGAGGCGGAGUUGGAGGAUGAGUUUGCGUGCGCCGGGAUGCUGCGGGGGUCUCUGACCUCUCUGCACAGCACGGUGGAGCGGAUAUUCAGUGUGGCGUUCAGCAUCGGGGCGGACGAUUUGCCUCACGGCAGCAACGGUCAAAUAUGGCUGAAACUGCGAGGGCCGAGCACCAAUGUGAAAGCCGCCAAGUUAUUUGUGAAAGGAGUUGUGAACCAGGAGGAACAGCAGGAGAUUAAGUAUCCUGGGGUGCUUCACUGUGUCUUCUGCGGAGCCAAAGGCCUGUUCAUGGACAGCCUGAUCAAAAGCACCUCAGCACAUAUAGUGGUCGGCUCUCCAGGAUUCCUGCUCAUAUCUGGCCUGGUGGAGCCGGUGGUGCGAGCCUACUCUCUUAUUACAGACCUGGUAGAGAGGUAUGAGGGCACACAGUCCAAGCGCAUGGGGGACGGAGGCUCAGGUGAGUCCCUGGAUUCACGACGGGCCUUUAAAACUCUGGUGGAGAAGUGGGAAGACAGGCACAUCCUGGAUCUUCUUGUGCUGCCAGGAUCAGUAAAGGAAAUCCUGUUGGACUUGGUGAAAGAAACGGGACUUGGAUCAAGCCCUAGUUCAUCACUGACUGAUGUAAAUACAGAGGCAAGGCCACAUGGGGAUUCAGAGGAUAGGUCUAAAAUACCCAGUGCCCUAAAGCAAACAGUCCCUGAUUCUUCUACCACUACUGAGCGAUGGGCUGAAGGGAUGGCUGCAGGCGCAGGAAAUGACUUUGCAAAUAAAGACUCCUUCCAGGCUUUUUCCAUGUCUGCAGGCACCCGAGGGAGGGCAGAGGGUGCUGAGGAAAGACCCACGCAUUCACCACAGGAGGUGGGAGAAGAGCACUUGGGCCAAGCAACAGCAUCCGGGAAGGAAAAAGAGCAGGAGUUGCAGCUGUCGAUGGGAAACAAGGAGUUUUGGCUUCUUUUGAAAUUCUUUACCGCCAUGGGAUACACAGAGGAGGUUGUGAAACGAGUGCUUGCCAGAACAGGACCUAAAGAGGCAUCGCAGAUUCUGGACUUAGUUCAACAGGAGCAGGACCGCAGUGACCAAGAGCAGAGAAAUCGGGUUCUCCCAAACCCAAAGAGGGAAGACGCUGUCGACAUGAAUCAGACAGAGAAAAACCGACCCUGUGAGACAGAACACAGAGAAGAUGGGGGAGAAAUAGCAGGAGGCGGUGGAGCCAUACGUAGCGAUGGAGAAACUGAAGAAGGACGAGAGGGGGAAGACGCAACAGGGGAUGCAAGACACAAUCAGGGAAAAGUCAGCGCAGACGUAAUGAAUAAAGAGCAAGAGGAAGACUUUGUGCUGGGGGUGUUGAAGAAAGCGGCAGCCAGCUGUGGGUACCCCGAGCAGAACGUAACCAAACUGUACAACUUGUUGCCUGAUGGAUCGACUCACCAGCUGCUCCUGCAGCUGCAGAAAGAGGGAGUCAAAGAGGCAGGAGCCUUCAGAGAAGGACCGAGAGAGAUGGAUGAUGUGGUCUUGGACACUGGCGGGUCAAAACUUCAAAUAAUACCAGAACUUCAGCCUUAUAAACCUCCAGAAGAGAGAGAAUUCGAUGGGCGAGAAAAGAUAAGGGUGUCAAGGAUGGAUAGUAGUGUCCCUAUUGAGGGACGAGAUAUUUGGAAUAAUGAACCCCAGCAGUCGCCGGUGACCUUGUACACCUCACAGCAAAAGCAACACCAGCCUUCAAAGUCACAAACUCCUCACCACAUCAUCCUACCUGGGGUCAAAGGGCCACCAAUGCCUACUUAUGCCUCAUCCAUGGAUCCUCAGCUCACCAAUUUCCAAUCUCAUAAGCAACAAGGCAACACCAACUACUUGCCUAAUCCAUCUCCCACAAAACAGAAUCAUCAUGCUCAGAACAAUGGCUCAAAGCACUCCUUUAAGCAAGCCCUUCAAGCUCCUCAGCCUUUAUUCCCUGGCACGAAGGACUCGUCUCCCACCAGAGCGAGGGACAAACGGGGUUUCGCAUCUACUCCUUCAGUGGUGGUGACAGGAGAGCAGCGAUUCUUGGAGAGCCUGCAGAUCCCCUUUGAACUCAAGCUGACAGACCAGCCCGGAGACCCAACACUGAGGACGAUCAUAAUUGAUGGGAGUAAUGUGGCUGAUGUUCACGGACUCGGUCAUUUCUUCUCCUGUCGGGGAAUCGCUCUGGCUGUACAGCACUUCUGGGACCGAGGCCAUCGUCAAAUCAGCGCCCUAAUUCCACAGUGGAGGCAAAAGAGCGACCCCAGGGUCAAAGAGAAGCACUAUCUGACAGAGCUGCAGCAGCUGGGCCUGCUCUCCUACACGCCAUCCAGAGAGGUCCAAGGCAAGAGAAUCAGCUCGUAUGAUGACAGAAUGAUACUGCAGCACGCACAGAAGACAGGCGGAGUGAUCGUGACCAACGACAACCUGAGGGACCUCUUGGACGAGUCCCCCGUAUGGAGGGACAUCAUUAAAAAGAGUCUUCUUCAGUACACUUUUGUCGGGGAUCACUUCAUGGUCCCUGAUGACCCUCUUGGAAGAGGAGGGCCUCACCUGGAUGACUUCCUGCGUUCAGAGCAUAGGAGUCCAAAUCCAGGAAAUCACUCUUUUGCUGGUUCGGCCUCAUCUUUCAGUUCCUCCAAACAGCCCCGCUCCCAAACAGAGGUCAUCAACUUCCGUGACCGAACGCUAGGGGGCGCACUGGACGCUUUGGGAGCAGGCGGUAGGGGUAGAGGGAGGGGGCAAGGUAAGGGAUGGGACAUGGGACAGAAGCAGAAGCAGUAUGGUGCUACAGGUCAUGGCCAGGGGGUCCGGGCCGAGAGGAGCCCUGACGAAACAGCCAACCUGAGAGAGCAGCUCUGUCAGGUUUUCCCUAAUCAGGACAACAUGGUGACGCUGGUGCUGCAGUGCCACUCGGCAGAGACGGACAUCAACGUGCUGUCUGAUCUGAUUUUGGAGCAGCAAUCAACAAACUAGAAAUCUCUCAGUUUUAGCAUUUCACCAUAGUUUUCUCACAGAGUUGUUAUUCAUUUUC